UAUAUAGAUGUAUACAUGUAAAAAGCAUAAGUUAGGACACAAUGAAAUGAAAUAGUGAAAAAGACACGACGUUAUCUCGAACUAGUACGAAGAACAAAACAAUAACGAAUGGAGGUAUCUACAAGAUCGACGAUCCCUCCAUCUCUAAGAGAGUAUGAUUCGCAUUUCGCAGUUGCGUAUACGAAUAUGAAGCCGUCCAGUGUAUUCUAAUAGAGAGAAUUUAUUUUGAGACGUUGAUUUUACCUUAAUUAAAAUGGUUAAUCAUAUCAAAGAAUAAAAUUGUAAAUCCACUCGCAAACGAUCCGUCAUGUCAACGAUCAAAGGAGAUAACGAUAAAGAUGACAAUUUUAAGAGACAGGGUUCAUUUAGAAAGCUUUUGCCAACGAACGUCAACGGGGACUCCCAAUUGAGCAUGUCAGUAAAAAUGAUCGAUAGGCCGAAUAUCUCUCAAACCAGCAAAGAUUAUGCUGUUUUCUUACAGGAGUAUAAUAUUCUUUCGGAAUACAACAUACUGCGAAUUCAAGAUCUAAAAGGAAUUUAUGUCAUACCAUCGGCACAGAAUUCUUUUGUUUGGUUUGGAGUUCAAUUCAUUCGACAAGGGAUUUAUCAAGGUGGAGUCUUUAGAUUUACUCUCACGUUGCCUGAAAACUUUCCAGACGGUGGAUGUCCCAAAGUUGUAUUUCAAACCAAUGUCUUCCAUCCGCUUAUAAAUCCAGAAACAGGAGAAUUAUGUACAACUUGGGCUUUCGUCGAGUGGAAAAGAAAUAAUAGGGUAUGGCAAUUGAUACAGUACAUAACAAAAAUACUUACUAAAGUAGAUACAAGAAUGACGCCUAUAAAUCAAGAAGCAUCCAUUUUAUUGCAAAACAAUUUUGAUCAGUUCCGAGAACGAGCCAAAGAAUGCGUGAGGGAAAGUUUGAAUCAGGUAUAUAAUCCACCGGCAUUCGAGGAUCCGCAUUAUAUCACGUUCACUCCGUACAUACCAGAAUUACAUGAUCCCGUUAAGCAACAAAUAUACGAAACAAAGGGAGUAGAAGAGAAUCGAGCGUUAGGACUUUCGUGGGUUCAACCUGGUUCCCUUCAGCCAUUCUCAAAGCCAGAAUCCAGAUAAUGAGGAGUUCCAUUAUUUGUCAUAGCAAUGAUUUAUACCAUUACGAAUUUAACUACAUAAGCACAAGCCUCUCUCUCUCUCUCUCUCUCUCUCUCUCUCUCUCUCUCUCUCUCUCUCUCUCUCUCUCUCUCUCUCUCUCUCUCUCUCUCUCUCUCUCUCUCUCUCUCUCUCUCUCUCUCUCUCUCUCUCGAUGACUAAUAUAAUGAACAGACUGUUAAUUGAAAUUAUAUUUUUGUAUAAACAGAGACAAGAUAAUAUUUGAAAUCUA
Vespa velutina is the source of this 1379-nucleotide messenger RNA. RefSeq names its product protein crossbronx homolog. The coding region runs from base 308 to 1111 and encodes 267 amino acids. The record is from RefSeq and is a predicted model, not a curated record. Lineage: Eukaryota; Metazoa; Arthropoda; Insecta; Hymenoptera; Vespidae. The transcript is spliced from 8 exons.